AUGGAUGAACCUGAGCCCAUGGAUCUGAGCGAGCCGGAGUCAGAGCCCAAAGACACCAUCACAAGGAGGAAGCAGCUGCUCAUGGUGGAGACUGUACGGGAAAUGAAGCUGACUUCCAUGGAGAUCCAAAGGGUAACGCCUUGCUAUCACGUUUUGACCGGCCUUGGUAGAGUCUUGAGGAGGAACGAAGCCCGGAGCUAUUACCACUUGAGCGAACCCAAGGCCAAGAUCCCGCAAUUUGUGUCGCAUAGUUGGCACGGUGGGUCUUGGAAGAAGAUCGCGAUGCUUUUGGUCAUGAAGAAUGGGCCAGCCGCUGUGCUGACUGGAAGCUUCUUCGCGUUUGUGAUGGUGACCCUCAGUAGCCUGGGAAUGUUGCCGGGCUAUGAACGACGACCUGUGACUGAAAUGGAUAGGACUUACGUCUUUGCUCCAUGGGGCAGUUGCACCGGCAUGCUGGUGGCCACCGUUGUGCUGAUCUUGGGCCGUCCGCGUGGUUUGGUUUUCCUGGACAAGAUUUGCAUACAUCAAACUGAUAAGUCUCUGACUCUGCAAGGAAUUAUCAACAUCGGUGCUUUCUUGAAGAAUUCCCAAUCUAUGCUUGUUCUUUGGGAUGUCACAUACGUUGAGAGGCUGUGGUGCAUGUUUGAAUUGGCAGCCUUCCUGAAGAGUUGCGAAGGUGGAAGAGUUAAGCUGGACAUCAAGCCCACAAUUUUGGGCCCAAUGACAAUUCUAUGUUUUGUUUGCAUGUUUGUGCUGCUGUUAGUCCAAAUUCCAAGUACAUGGGACAACCGACUUCAUGGUCUCUUCAUAUGGGGAGGGAUCAAUUGCAUAACGAUGCUGGGGGCGGUACACUUUUGGCGGACCUUCUACAGGCAGUUUGACAGCAUGAAGACACAGCUGCAGCACUUCAGUAUCGAUCACACUACGGCAAGCUGCUGUCAGGUAGGUCAUGUCGAUCAAAAGGGUCGCAGAAUACCUUGUGACAAGGAAACUCUCGUCGAAUGCAUCAAGCACUGGUUUGGUUCCGUUGAAGAGUUUGAGCAGACGGUCAGAACCAAUGUGGCAGCCACACUAACUGCAGGAAUAGGUAAUCUGGCAUUUCCUUACAAAUACUUGCUCGCAGCUGGAACGCCCACCCUGUGGGGACAAGCUGACUUUGUGGCUUCACGUUUGAGGGAGGGAGAAUUUUACCAUGCCGGUGCCACGGCCAUUUUUGGUUUGGCACAUUGGUUUGGUGCGAUUCCCUUCAUUUUUGCCGUGGGGGCGCUUCUCAACUAUGGUCUCCGCCGGAGAUACCGUCCAUGCGUUGAUGCCGCAAUCCCAUUCUUUGUCACUGCCGUCCUGUGCCUUGUGGCUGGUGCCGGUAUCUAUGGCUUGCAGAUUGGAUUGCUUGCCAUUUUCGAAAACAUGGUGGCGGCCUCACUCUGGGCAACAACCUGCACGAUUUUGGCUAUCGUCAUUGUUCUUGGGGCGCCGCGCGGAACAGUGAGAGCACCGAAGAUCGGCGAUGAAUGA
Molecule: messenger RNA, 1515 nt
Organism: Durusdinium trenchii
Lineage: Eukaryota; Dinophyceae; Suessiales; Symbiodiniaceae
Source: the annotation of a GenBank genome assembly